AUGAAAACUGUGGCCCUCCUCUCCGGUGGCAAGGACAGCGUUAUGUCUGUGCUCAUGGCAAUUCGGCAUGGCCACACCCCUGUCGUCAUCGCGAACAUGGCGCCCGAGAAGGAGGUUCAUGAGGUCGACUCUUACAUGUAUCAGACGGUCGGCCAUGAGGCGAUCGAGGACCUCGCACGCUGCCUGGAGCUACCCCUCCGUCGCUCGACGGUGGUGCGCGGCCAGGCAAAGGAUCAGACCCUCCUCUACACCGACACACCUCCCGCGGACGACGAGGUCGAGGCGCUUUACCGCCUCCUCAAGACCAUCCUGGCAGAGUUCCCCGAGGUGCGCGGGGUGACCAGCGGCGCGAUCUUGUCGAAUUACCAACGUAACCGCGUUGAAUGCGUAUGCCGGAGAUUAGGCCUCGUUUCCCUGGCUUACCUCUGGCAUCAAAAGGCGGAGGAUGUGCUGGACAUGGCGGAGGUCCUGCGGGUGCGGGCUAUUAUCGUAAAGACGGCUUCAAUCGGUCUCGAUCCGCAGGCAAUCCUCGGAAAGACGCUCGUCGAAGCUCGUCCGGCUCUCGAAAAGGUGGCGAUCGAGUAUGGGACGCACAUGGCGGGUGAGGGGGGUGAGUUUGAGACCUUGGUACUUGAUUGCCCCCUCUUCAAGACACACUGUUUGCGUGUAAAGGAGCAGAGAUUGGUAAUGGUGGAUUCGAAUGCGUAUGCCCCAUCGGCCCAUCUCGUGCUUCGUGUCGAGCAAGUCGAAAAGACCGAGGAGGAGAGGCGCGCCGAUGCGGAAUUACUUCGCAAACUGCUCAACGGUGAGAUUUCUUUUCCCUCCGAUCGUACAACCUUUAUGACACGUGUUGUCGAAGGGGUUCUCCCUGCGUGGCAUCACUCAGAGCCUACCACCAUAACACAUUCCCCCCGGGUUGAUAGUGGUGUCGACAUGUAUGGGAGCAAAUCCUGUUCGCAACUUGUCUUGACAUCCUCGAUUAUACUGACCACGAACGAGGAGGUAGAAUGCGCGGUUCACGAGGUUUUAGAGCGCAUCCGCGCCUUGCUGGGGGAUGACCAAGCUUUGGUCCACGUAGUUGCCUACCUUCCCAAUCUCACCGAGUUCGAGAGUGCAUUUCGGGCAGCCUAUGAGGUCGCCAUCUCCCCGAUCGGACCACCUUGCCUUACCAUUCUUGGAAUUAGUAGGGAGGUCAGUACGUCCCUAUGGAUGGAGGUGAUGGCCAUACCUAAGCCUAGUUCAGGUGCCCAAACGCUUAGCAGGGAUGUGUUGCAUGCUCAAAGCCGUAGCAGUUGGGCCGCUGGGUCUGCCGGGCCAUAUGCCCAGGCAUGUCGCGUAACUUGGCGUGAUGGGUCCUCCCGAGUAAUGACCAGCGCGGCCUUGGGACUCGUUCCGGAAUCGUGGGAGCUUGCUGAGGCAUCCGACCUUGUUGAAAACUUCCCUGACAAUUUUGGUGCGCGCGCCAUGACUACUGUGACGAAAACAUUCAUUGCACAAUUCGUUUAUGCAGUUUGGAAUAUUAUCGGGUACGGAGCUGUUUAUCGGAAGAAUCUGCGCAUGUGCACGCACGUGACGGUUUAUGUGUGCACCACAGUGGUUGACAUGGUGGACGUGGCCACCUUGGUUCCUGCUCUGUGGGUGUGCUGUUCGGAGGAGGAGUGGAAAAAGGUAACGGGGCGUAUUCUUACAGUAGAGACGCUACCUCGCAAUGCUAUGGUACAGAUUUCGGUAGAAUUGUGUGAUGAGGCGGUGGUGUGA
Messenger RNA from Phytomonas sp. EM1, 1758 nucleotides. Lineage: Eukaryota; Euglenozoa; Kinetoplastea; Trypanosomatida; Trypanosomatidae. The record is from the annotation of a GenBank genome assembly.